Messenger RNA from Uncinocarpus reesii 1704, 1827 nucleotides. RefSeq lists its product as uncharacterized. The coding region runs from base 1 to 1827 and encodes 608 amino acids. NCBI's taxonomy places the organism in Eukaryota, Fungi, Ascomycota, Eurotiomycetes, Onygenales, Onygenaceae. Gene Ontology annotation, biological process: L-tryptophan biosynthetic process. The record is from RefSeq and is a predicted model, not a curated record. The transcript is spliced from 3 exons.
AUGUUCGUGUAUUCAAAGCUGAUUCCGAUGUCACUCAAAGGCCUUCCUGCCGAUUUAGAGCUUACUGCAUGGACAUUUGAUCCCGAGGACCCGUUGGAAAAGGUGGUCAUGGGUGUCCGGCAUCGCAGCCGCCCGAUUUUUGGAGCCCAGUGGCAUCCCGAGAGUGUUUGCUCCACACAUGGCCAGCAGAUUAUUAACAAUUUUCGCGAUAUUGCACUCCAGUUCUGGGCCGGAGACCGCCCGUGGAAUAAUCCGACACCACGAUGUCUUCUUGAAAACGCCUCUUUGCCGCCCCCUAUUUCAAGCAAGUGCGCCAUUGUUGAAGAGGCCCGGCAGGUGGUGUUGGGCGAGUCUCUUCCCGCUCGUCGUGCCCCCGACACACAUUUACGUAGCUACUACGUCAAGUCCGUAACUCUUGGAAAAGGCCCUGAAGCAGGUGUGCUGUUCGAUGCAGUUUUCCGCAACACCUCACUCGAUGGUGAGGCGUGGCUUGACAGCGCAAGGGUUCGCGACGUACACUCAAGAAAUUCUUAUUUAGCCGCCGCUUCGUUUACGCUUAGCUACUCAUCUCGAUCAAAGGUUCUAUCCGUCUAUCAGCAGGGUAAACGUUUGAUGUUUGAGCGGCUCCUUUCUUCUUACUGGUCAUGGCUCGACUACUUUCAUUCCAAUAUUAUCCAGAAAAACGUGGAUGCGCUUGACGCGGGCUCUCUGGGUCAGGAAGCCGAAGUCGGUCAGCCGUUGCUCCAGCUAGGCCUGAUCGGUUAUUUUGGCUUUGAAAUGAAACGCGAAGCGCUAUCCGGCUACAGGUAUGGGGCUACCGACCCUGGUGAAGAACCUAACACUCUCCCGGAUAGUCAACACAUGUUCGCAAGUAGCGUGCUCCGUUUAGACAAUUAUACUGGAGAGUGGAAAUUGUUCAGUUUAAUCCGCCGGGGCGCUGAAGAUCCAAUCGGUGGUCACAUAGAUUCUGUUUCUCCCGUUGGCCUGACAGAGGCUGAAUUCGAUUCCCUGCUGGAGCGUGUUAGACGUCCCUUCUCCCCCGACUUCACAAAGCUUCCUUCGACUAUCCCAGAACCACUACCAAGCUUUACCGCCCUUGACGAUGAAAAGUCAUACAGUCAAAAGAUUCGAGCUGCGCAGAAUGCUAUUAAAGAAGGCGAAGCAUAUGAGCUAACGCUCACAACAAAAUUCAAUGCGUCGGACUCUGGGGCGGAUCCAUACGCACUAUACCUUUCUCUCAGGGCACGUAACCCGGCGCCUUAUUCCGCUUAUAUCAAUUUCCCAGUUCAUAAUAUUGCCAUUCUAUCUUCAUCGCCUGAGAGGUUCAUAUCCAUAGAUGCUAACGGCGUGGCGGAAAUGAAACCAAUCAAGGGAACUCUUGCCGUCAGCCCGGAUAAAGAGGAGGAUGAGCGGAGGAAGCACCAACUAGCGACGGACGUGAAAGAGCUAGCGGAGAAUCUAAUGCUCGUCACGACCAUCCAAUCGCACAUUGCCCCCAAUGUAGGGGGUGUCCAUGUUCUCAAGCGCUGUUUCCCACCGGGAUCCAUGACAGGAGCCCCCAAGCUCCGGGCCGUACAGAUCCUAGACGGCCUUGAAGAAAAGCGUGAGCGCGGCAUCUAUUCCGGUAGUCUGGGGUAUCUAUGUGCCAGCGGCACUGUUGACCAAUCGGUUAUCAUCCGCACGAUUGUGAAACACGGAGAUCAACUCGAGUUAGGUGCCGGGGGCGCGAUUACAUGGCUAAGUGAGGCGGAUAAGGAGUGGGAUGAGGUUAUGGUGAAAGCAAACGCUGUUGCCACCGGAUUGCCAAAAGGUGAAGUUGCCAAGUGA